Myxocyprinus asiaticus (Chinese sucker) is the source of this 1178-nucleotide messenger RNA. RefSeq lists its product as uncharacterized. The coding region runs from base 46 to 1053 and encodes 335 amino acids. Gene Ontology annotation, biological process: nucleosome assembly. NCBI's taxonomy places the organism in Eukaryota, Metazoa, Chordata, Actinopteri, Cypriniformes, Catostomidae. The record is from RefSeq and is a predicted model, not a curated record. Gene Ontology annotation, molecular function: protein heterodimerization activity; structural constituent of chromatin; DNA binding. Gene Ontology annotation, cellular component: nucleosome. The transcript has 3 exons.
CAGCAGCUCUAUUCCUCAUAUUCAGUUGAUAGUUGAACUCUCGUCAUGUCUGGAAGAGGUAAAGGCGGUAAAGGACUCGGAAAAGGAGGCGCUAAGCGUCACCGCAAAGUGUUGCGUGAUAACAUCCAGGGAAUCACCAAACCCGCAAUCCGUCGUCUCGCUCGCCGUGGCGGUGUCAAGCGUAUCUCCGGUCUGAUCUACGAGGAGACUCGCGGUGUGUUGAAGGUGUUUCUGGAGACCGUUAUCCGUGAUGCCGUCACCUACACUGAACACGCCAAGAGAAAGACCGUCACUGCCAUGGACGUUGUGUACGCGCUGAAACGACAGGGACGAACUCUGUACGGAUUCGGAGGAAUCAUCAUGCCUGAACCAGCUAAAUCCGCACCGAAGAAAGGAUCCAAGAAGGCCGUCACAAAGACCGCCGGUAAGGGAGGAAAGAAGCGCAGAAAGUCCAGGAAGGAGAGUUACGCUAUCUACGUGUAUAAAGUCCUGAAACAGGUUCAUCCUGACACCGGGAUCUCUUCCAAGGCGAUGGGAAUCAUGAACUCUUUCGUCAACGACAUCUUCGAGCGCAUCGGCGGUGAAGCGUCUCGUCUCGCUCACUACAACAAGCGCUCCACCAUCACAUCGAGAGAGAUCCAGACCGCCGUGCGUCUGCUGCUGCCCGGUGAACUGGCCAAACACGCCGUGUCUGAGGGCACAAAGGCCGUCACCAAAUACACCAGCUCCAAAACUCUCAUCAUGUCUGGAAGAGGUAAAGGCGGUAAAGGACUCGGAAAAGGAGGCGCCAAGCGUCACCGCAAAGUGUUGCGUGAUAACAUCCAGGGAAUCACCAAACCCGCAAUCCGUCGUCUCGCUCGCCGUGGCGGUGUCAAGCGUAUCUCCGGUCUGAUCUACGAGGAGACUCGCGGUGUGUUGAAGGUGUUUCUGGAGAACGUUAUCCGUGAUGCCGUCACCUACACUGAACACGCCAAGAGAAAGACCGUCACUGCCAUGGACGUUGUGUACGCGCUGAAACGACAGGGACGAACUCUGUACGGAUUCGGAGGAUAAACGACUUUAUUCAGGAGAAACCCGACAAACCCAACGGCUCUUUUAAGAGCCACACACAAUCUCACAUAAAGAGUUAUUAGCUGUGUCCGAAACCGCCCCUUAUCCACUAUAUAGUGCACUAUAUC